UUUGUGCAAUACUGUAUACAAUGGUCUAGCAUUGCACUGGUGUACUACGACUACGCCCUUACGUUCCCGCUCGAGGUGAAGCACAUCUGGCAGAGCAGAUUCCGCUUCUCGACCAUCCUCUACAUCUGCUGCCGCUAUGCCCUCAUCGCCAACGUGAUCUACCUUCUCGCCAUCGCUGGGUUAAUCGACGGUUGCAAUGUGUGGUAUAAAGUCGUUGGGUUUCUGAGCGUAGCCGGAAGGGCGUCUGUGCUGACUAUCUUUACCGCGAGGACGUGGGCGGUCUGGGCGAGAAGCAAACCCAUACUCGUUUCAUUGGGCUCGAUCGCGCUUGCUUGCGUGGCUAUGGAUCUGGUGAAUACUUGGUUUCUUCACGUGCGAGCGGCACCUCACGUCUGA
This is a messenger RNA of Coniophora puteana RWD-64-598 SS2, 396 nucleotides long. RefSeq lists its product as uncharacterized. NCBI's taxonomy places the organism in Eukaryota, Fungi, Basidiomycota, Agaricomycetes, Boletales, Coniophoraceae. The record is from RefSeq and is a predicted model, not a curated record. The transcript is spliced from 3 exons. The annotation marks the transcript as partial.